AUAGGUGUCAAGCACCCAUGUCUGUUUGGGUGUUAAGCACCAUCUCUGUUUAGGUGUUAAGCACCCAUCUCUCUUGAUGAUGCGAAGGUGCACAAAGAUUGUGCAUGUAAUCAGCUUUUUUGGUUGGCAAAAGCCAUCCCCGAAACGCGCACAAAAAAAAUGGAGAAGGAGACAGAAAACAUUGAACAAGAAAUGGCUUCCCUAGAGGAAGAAGGCGGUCUGGUACCAGCCCUUGCCACUGAAAUGCCAAACGAGAAAGUCGGGCAGACCAGUCCUAAGAAUGGUGGCGGAUGGGUAACAGCCCCUUUUAUUCUGGGGAGUUCAUUGGCUUCCACGAUUGCCUCUUGUGGAGUAACCAUAAACCUAUUGCAGUUCCUUGUCCGCCGGUUCAACAUCAGCAACAUCCGCGCAUCGCAGAUCACCAAUAUAAUCAACUCUGUCACGUGCCUGUCUCCGGUGGCAGGCGCCGUCCUCUGUGAUUCCUACCUGGGCUGCUUCUUAACCAUUUCUGUCUUCACGUUCAUCUCCUUUUUGGGGACUUUGAUGUUAGCAUUGGCAGCAUCGCUUCCAUCCAUGGCACCACCUUCGUGCAACCACCAACUGGGCUCGUGCCAACCCCCCACGCGGACCCAGUUUGCGUUCCUGUGCUUGGCCUUCAGCGUCACCACCCUGGGCACAGCAGGGACCAGCUUCACCUACGUUACAAUGGGCUCGAACCAGUUUGACAGGAAGGAGGAGCAGGAAAGGUUUGCUAGUUACUAUUUCCUCACGACCACAGUCUCGACGCUUGUUCCGUCAUUGGUGACCGUUUACGUCAUGGACAACGUGGGUUGGAACUGGGGCUAUGGACUGUGUGCAGUGCUGAGCGCCCUUUGUCUGGCGCUGUUUGUUCCGGCCAAGUGGUGCUGCAGGGACACGAGACCGGAAGGCAGUCCUUUCAUCAACUUGGCUCGCGUUGUGGUCUGUGCGACUCGGAAAACUAAGCUCAGAUUGUCAGUGAAGGAAGAGGACUACUAUCAUGGCAGUGGCAAACAUUCAGAAUUGACUUCAAGCUUCAGUUUCCUGAACAAGGCUUCUCUCAUAACGGUUGGUGACACCCACUUGGACGGCUCCAUAGCGAAGCGCUGGAGACUAUGCACCGUCCAAGAAGUGGAAGACCUCAAGACUCUGAUCCGGCUGUUUCCUCUAUGGUCCACCGGAAUCUACCUCAACACCGCCAUUGCCGUUCAGAUCAAUCUCACCAUUCUGCAGUCUCUCGCCAUGGACCGCAGUCUGGGCUCAAGCUUCAAGAUUCCGGCAGCUUCUUUCAAAGUCUUCUCCUACAUCAGCAUGGCCAUCUCCCUACCACUCAUGGAUAGAUUUCUUUAUCCGUUCUCCAGGUCGCUGCUUCGGCGGCCGUUCACGCUUCUUCACAAGAUAGGCAUGGGACAUGUGCUAGCCAUCAUUGGCUUGGCCGCCAUGGCCUGGGUUGAACGAAGAAGGAUUCAGGUAAUGCACCAACGUGGUCUUGCCUUUCCCGGUGACCACCUUGAUGCCGUUGUUCCAAUCUCAGCCCUUUGGCUGGUUUUGCCGCUGGUGAUCUUUGGAGUAGGCUCGGCUUUCUAUGUUCCUAACCUAGUGAACCUGUACUACCAAGAAUUUCCGGCUUCCCUCAAGAACCUCGGCGCGUCAGUGUCCUUGUUGUCUCUUGGGAUCGGAUAUUAUUUGAGUACGACUGUUGUUCAUGCACUGCAGAAUGCUACGCCAUGGCUGACUGAUGACAUCAACAGAGGACGUGUAGACAACGUCUACUGGAUGCUGGCGGGGUUGGGAGGGCUCAAUUUCCUUUAUUACAUCUUGUGUGCUAGGCUUUAUGAAUUGCAUUGCAGUGACUAGCUCUGUUGUGCAUGUUAAGAAACUUUCACUAGUUACAUGUAAUACGAAAAUAAUGGAUAAUAAUCUGUUGAACAUUUAGAGUCAAUGCCACAGAUAUAACGCGAUUUUAAAAAAUCUGUCAUAUUUGGGAAAAAAUAAACUAAAACAAAAAAAAAAAGAGAAAAAAUCUGGAGAUUUUGAAAAUCUCACAAAAAAUGAAAUUCGCACGAGUCAAUCAGGAUUUAUUCCUGAGAUUUCAAUAUGUUUUAGUUUUUAAAGAUUUUUAAGUAUUUUUACGAUUAUUGUUUUUUUAAUUUUCUAAAAAUUGUCUAGAUGUCUCGAGAUUUAUCUGAGAAGAACAACUUUACCGAAAAUACCCAAGAAAAACCGCUUCAUGAUUUCCUAGAAAACUAUAUUUGUGGCAUGCAAUGCUUAUAAUGUAUCUGAUGGAUCAUUUACAAUGUGUUUGCAUUUGGUCUAGUUCAGAUAUGGGUUCAUAUCCAAAUUUAGCUCAUGAAAAUGGUGUUUGUACAUAUUGAUUUGCUUACCAGCAGUUGGUUGUAGAUAUAAUAUUUUCUAUGCCUUCAAUGAUUGUCCACAAAAGGUUCCAAGUUGGGGAAGUCUUUGAAGAAGCUAGAAACAAGAAGACUCCAAAAAUACUCAAU
Messenger RNA from Nymphaea colorata (pocket water lily), 2519 nucleotides. RefSeq names its product protein NRT1/ PTR FAMILY 2.7-like. Gene Ontology annotation, cellular component: plasma membrane. The record is from RefSeq and is a predicted model, not a curated record. The transcript is spliced from 4 exons. Gene Ontology annotation, biological process: transmembrane transport. Gene Ontology annotation, molecular function: transmembrane transporter activity. Bases 160 to 1875 code for a protein of 571 amino acids. NCBI's taxonomy places the organism in Eukaryota, Viridiplantae, Streptophyta, Magnoliopsida, Nymphaeales, Nymphaeaceae.